Molecule: messenger RNA, 509 nt
Organism: Trypanosoma grayi
Lineage: Eukaryota; Euglenozoa; Kinetoplastea; Trypanosomatida; Trypanosomatidae
Exons: 1
Source: RefSeq, a predicted model, not a curated record
ACCACCUGCGGGUGGCACAGAGGAAACCUCAGCAGCAGCAGCAGCCACGCACAGAGAGGUGCAGCAGCACAGCGCGAGGGCCAACACGCACAGCAUGUGGCGCGGCACCAUCGCAAAUGUCACUUGGGCCCGCACUCCUUACAGAUCGUGGUGGGGGGAGACAGAGCAGUUCGCGCACAGCCACACAGCGGAGAGAAGAGAGGCCGCCCACCGCCAGCCCACACAGUACACCCAACCACACGCACGAGAGCACACUCACAAAUGAGUGCGCCACGCCCCAGCGCCAACCAAUGCCCACACCACAACGAAGGAGGAGCGCACACGCGGAGGUACAGCCGCACCUUUCGCUGCACCUUCUGCACACUCACCCGCAGCACAAGGGAGGUGGUCCCGCAGAGGCGCACCAACACACACACACACACACACACAGAGCGGAAACAGCAGCACCCAAUACGCACUACAAACGGCAACAACGUAAGAAGCAUGACGUGCGCACCUCAACAGAAUAG